AUGUUACCUUCAAAGUCACAUCAUCUUUCAGGGAUCAUCUAUAGGGACUUGAAACUAGAGAAUAUAUUACUUCAAAUAGAUGGACAUGUUUAUAGAGUGACUUUGAUUUAUCAUUCAGAACUCAGUGUUAUAAAACAUCCUAAACUUAAAAGAAGAAAAUCUAGAAGCCAACCACCACCAACAUUUUUUGCAGAACCUUCUACACAAUCAAAUUCAUUUGUUGGGACUGAAGAAUACAUUUCUCCGGAAGUCAUAACAGGAGCUGGCCACUCCAGUGCUAUUGAUUGGUGGGCAGUGGUGCCCGCUUCUUCACUUUUUGCUCUAGAGCUUCUCUCUACAAACCCUAAGACAUUACCACCUCCCUUCUCUCUAGGACGUGCUAGGGUACAGAAAUCAUCUCUUGCGGCUGAACAUGCGGUGGCCAAAAACUUCGACACCGCUAUACGGCUGCUCAACCGCCAGCUUGGCAUAAAGAACUUCACACUGUUGAAAUCGCUAUUUCUUGAUCUUCACAUGGGGAGUGAUGCUUUCUUGCGUGCUUUCUCUUCGUCUCCAUUGAUCUCAUUGGCUAUUGAGCGUGGCUGGAGUGAGUCAGCAAGCCCUAACGUCUGGGCCCCACCUGCACUCGUGUUCAAUUUCUCUCAGUUAGAAGAAAAACUCAAAGCUAGCUAG
Messenger RNA from Lactuca sativa (garden lettuce), 672 nucleotides. NCBI's taxonomy places the organism in Eukaryota, Viridiplantae, Streptophyta, Magnoliopsida, Asterales, Asteraceae. The record is from RefSeq and is a predicted model, not a curated record.